AUGCUGCUACUUAGGCUGAUUCUGGUGUUAAGCCUCUGCUGGAUAGCCAGGUGUGAUUUAUUAGACCUGUAUGUCCAGCACAUGGACGAGACCAUGAGGACCUUGGCCUACAGGAACAGGCAUCAUCCGAAAGAUAUUACGUUCAGGAUAAAGAGGAGCCUUCACGAAGAGCCGUUGCUCAGAGUGGGUACGUUCAAGAAACAGCGUCUGGACGUUGACAAAGAGUGGUACGCGCAAUGGAAGGCCAAAAGGAAGAUCCCGUACAAAGAGGACGGUUUGGACUUCCCGAAUUCGAGGGAGGAGAAUCUCGACCCGGAUCAACACGAGCUGGUGAACAAUACGAAUGGAAUAUUGAACAGAGAAUCGGAAGAAACGAGCACGAUGUCUGUGGAAAUGAACGAUACCGUAGACGUGUUCGACGUCGAAUUUUCAACGGAGGAAUUAUCGAGAUCGGACGAUACCGUGCUUGCCGAUCGGCAGAGUAUCGAGAAUCAGGAUUCAGCGGUCGAAUCACGCGAAGAGACUACAGAAACGAUGGAUUUCCAAGGAGACGACGAGAUCGAGGGGAAUUCUCAGUUCGAGAUGAUCAGCGAGACAGGCACAGCGGGACCAAGGCUGUUCGACGAUCCCAUCUUGAAGAGAAUUCCAAAGUCGCGGGACAGGGUACCCAAGAAGUACAUUCCGCCGACGGAUAAAUUGGCCAAGCUGUUACGCGGCACGAAGCAUCACGAUCACGAUGAAACCGUGGACAAUAGACCGAGAAGGAGCAUCAAGGAACCAAAGUUCACGAGGCAUGAGAAGCUGGACGACGACGGCGAGGUGAUCCUCGAGUGGGAUCCGUCCGACGACGAGAUGGUCACCUUCAAGGUCACCGCCAAGACCUUGGGAUACGUCGGGAUCGGAUUCAACGAGAAGAACCACAUGAAGGGGGCUGAUAUUCUGUUGGCUUGGGUGGACGAUCACACAGGCACCGUCAAUCUCCUGGACUCGCACGGUAUCGAGGACCCAGAGGCUGCACUGGUCACGGACACGUCUCAGGAUGUCAAGGUGCUGGGAGGCUCGCAGAACGAGACCCACACCAGCGUAAUCUUCUCGCGAAACUGGCAGACCUGCGAUCCUCAGGAUCAUCGGCUGACGGGAGACACGAUUAGAGUCCUCUGGGCGUUGCAUCCUAGCGAUCCAGAGUUGAACACCGCGAUUUGGCCGGGUGACAAGCGUGGUGGCAGAGCUUUGAGGCUCAAGACUCCUGCUCCGCAUGCUCCACCUCGACAAACGCAGGAUAUCAAACACUGGGACGUAAAAUUGAAUCAACCGCCAGUUUCAGACAACGUGGACACCACAUACUGGUGCAAGAUCUUCAAGGCGCCUCACAAAGAGAAGCACCACAUGAUCGGGUACACGCCGCUCGUUGAGAAAGAGAACGAAGAUCUGGUCCAUCAUAUAAUAUUGUACGAAUGUGCCUCGACUUUGCCGAUCUUAGGACAACAUGCUAGAAUCGUCGGAGCAUCGUGUUACAGUCCAACGAUGCCUCUAGAAUGGGAGUCGUGUUUGCAACCGGUGUUGGCCUGGGCCCGUGGUAGCACAGGUGAAUGGCUUCCGGAACACGUUGGAAUCCCCAUCGCGGAACACGCCGAAGGCUCUUAUUAUAUGCUAGAAGUGCACUAUAAUAACCCAACCAUGAAGAAGGUGGUAGAUAGUAGCGGUGUAAGGUUGCAUUUGACUCCGAAGCUUCGUCCGGAAGAAGCGGGAAUUCUCGUCGCCGGUGUGGCUGUUAGUCCUCUUCAUCUAAUCCCUCCUAGACAAAAGGCGUACGCUACUGCUGGUUACUGUACCCCUCAUUGCACGAAUACGAUGUUCCCCGAGGAAGGUGUGAACGUUGUUUCCGUGGCGUUGCACUCUCACUUGGCUGGUCGUCGACUUAGUCUAAAGCACAUCCGCCAGGGAAAGGAACUACCAAGAAUAGUUCAAGACAACCACUUCGACUUCGAGUACCAGCAGUCUCACACACUCGAGAAGGAAGUAAAAGUACUUCCGGGUGACGAAUUAGUGGCGGAAUGUGUUUACGGCACUUUAGACAGGACGAAGCCUACCCUGGGAGGAUACGCUGCUUCGCAGGAAAUGUGCCUCGCUUUCGUAGUUCAUUAUCCGAGAACUCCACUCGCUGCUUGUUACAGUAUGACACCCGUGAAGCAUCUAUUCAAGACACUCGGUGUGUAUAGCUUCAAAGGUGUCACUAUGGACCACUUGGAGAAACUUUUCCUCACGACCAGAGCGGAUGCUGUGAGUAUUCCUUUCACCGGUCAACAACAACUUCCCGUUUAUCCUGCAACGAGAGCAAGCGAGGAGAUCGACGAAGAUAUUAUAAAAGAGGCCAAGUCAGCGUUGAGGGCUAUGAGAGAUUACACGGUGGAGCAUGAGAACGAUAACGUCUUCUCUAGGUUGACCAUCGAGGAUCCAGAAGAGUUCAGAGGUCGAACUUUGGCGGAACACAUGCUUGCGAUGCCCUGGACAGAAGAACUCCUUGCAAGAUCCAUCGAGAAGAGCCUCUAUCAUGGCAGACACAUGACUUUCUGCAGAAAGAGGGACGACAAGCUUGCUUUGCCAGCAGAUAUUCAGACAUUCCCAAACUAUACAGCACUGCCAGAAACGAACGAAACGACGUGCAGCGAAAUGGCCUCGUUAUCCGUUGCAUCGAGGAACUCGUAUAUGUUUCUCGUUGCGUUUGUCACAAUUCUCAUCACGACGAUCGUAAUUUCUUAA
Messenger RNA from Habropoda laboriosa, 2760 nucleotides. Its product is annotated as MOXD1 homolog 1. Gene Ontology annotation, molecular function: copper ion binding; dopamine beta-monooxygenase activity. Lineage: Eukaryota; Metazoa; Arthropoda; Insecta; Hymenoptera; Apidae. Bases 1 to 2760 code for a protein of 919 amino acids. The transcript has 10 exons. The record is from RefSeq and is a predicted model, not a curated record. Gene Ontology annotation, biological process: octopamine biosynthetic process; dopamine catabolic process; norepinephrine biosynthetic process. Gene Ontology annotation, cellular component: secretory granule membrane.